UUUAGAAUGGAUGGUGAAAUUUUACCUCCACUUUAAAAUAGCACAUUUGCCAGUGAUCAUGAUGAUGGCUAAUUAAUUUCAAAGACUGGUUCCCUGACCUUUUAUAUUUGGUUCAGAGAUGCUGUAUGUUUCAAGGGAGAACAGAAGCUUAUAAACAGAAAAUGGAGUUUGAAUUCCUGUUUGUACUGUUGUUAUUGCUGACCAAUAGUUUGUAUACAGAAACAAAACUGACCAAAGAACAACCUCUUAUAAUAAAAGAUAGUGGUGUAACCAAUACUGAAAUAGGAAGCAUUGCUUUAGUGGUUUAUGUGAAUGUUAAAAACCCAAGACCAUCAGCUGUUGAUGUAGAAAUCUUAGUAGAAAAAUGUUGUAUCGAUGAAGGAAAGAAAGAUGACGACUGUGGAAUAAUGAAGGUUUAUGGUGGUUAUAUAGGACAAAUCAAGACAAGAGAAACAAAGACUACAACUUUUAUAUAUCCCACACAUUAUCCACAUGAAAUGGCUGGUAAUUGUAUUCUGUUCCUUAAAGCAGACAACUUUACACAGGUUUUGCAGAUUACAUUCAACACUACAUUGGAAUACGAGAAACCUGUGUCAUUCUUACCUGAAUUUGUUAAUGAAUAUUUGUUUGACAUUCGUAUACCCCACAAAUGUCCUUCACCUGAUGAGGACAGAUUUCAUCAUUGUUCUCCAGUAUUAUGUGAUAUGAAGUACCAUGGCCAUCGUAACUACUUUAAUGAGACGAGCAGGCUGUGUACACCAUUGCCAGACUGCCCUGGGAGUGACAUGAACCCACCCGCUAUGGUGUUUGAUAUUGAGCGUAAUUCCUGUAAGAAUGUAGCUAGACCUAAGUUUAUGACUAAGGAAGAAAAGAAACUGUUGUCAGGGAAACACGAUUAUCAUGCUGACUAUGAAGAAGUGGAUUGGAUGACUGAGAGAAGAAUGGCAUGUAACCAUGGGAUACUGUUACCAAAUAAAAGUUCCUGUCUCUGUAACCCAGGCUGGGAUUCAUUGGUUCUCCCUGACCAGGAGAUACAUAACAGAAGAUUACAGAUGUGUAACAAGGGAAGGAAAGGCUACUGGAAACAUGUCCUAGUGGGAGUUGCAUUAUCAGUGACGAUUAUUGUCCUGCUCCAUAUCUCCAACCAUAAACGUCGGAAAGAUAAACAGAAACGAUACAGAGAACUGUCACCUGACAUAUCUCCUGUAAAGGCAGGAUUCUUUCAGUCACUACAUGACGAUUACAAUCCAAAAGGUGUCAAAAAUCAAAAUGUACUGACCAUUGAUAUUGAUUUUGAAGACGACUCCUUUGAAGUGUAUGAUAUUGAGAAGAGAGGAAGAAUAAGUCAAUUUUUCCACAGGAUCUAUCACAGGUUAAUACCUGCCAAAAAGGACAACAUUGAUUUUUCAAUGGAAGAAAUAAAUGUAGGAACAACCCUGCUGUCACCAGUAUCUAUGGAUGCUGACUAUGAAUUUGAUUGAAGUUAACUGAGUUGAGAGAAGAAACGAAUGGAUUUGUAUACAUAAGAAGUUAUUUCCCCUUGUUACUGAACUUUACUAUUAUAUUGUUGAUUCGUUAUGUUGAAUUGUCAUGUUACAUUAUAUGUGUUCAAUAUUAUGUUUAGCUCACCAUUAUCAUGAACAUUAUGGAUAUAAAAAUGUUAAAUUUGGAACGUUUGCUAUUACUAAAUGAUAUACUAUAUUAGACAAUAUGUGUUAAUAAAGCUUUCCUUUUUAUUUUAUUUGUUAUAUAUAUGACAUUAUCUUAUUACAUUAAUAAAUAGGUUCAAAACAGAAACAAAUACCAAAAAAAUCCAACAUAAAAAUAGCAAUUACUUAAAAGGAUUAAUCAAGAAAAGAAGAAACAAGAAAAAAUAUGUCUUUUCUUCUUAUUGUCUUAUUAUAGAUAUUGUUUAAGAUUAAACUUUUUUUAGUUUAAAAGAUGGAAACAUUAAUUAAGUCACAUUAUGUCGCUUCUUUUGAAGGUUAAUUUUACCAUUUGAUAUCUGUUGUUUUAAGAAGAAGAAAUGUGUUAGGAGACAUAAUGCAAUAUUGUUUUCCUUGUUUUUAUGGUUUAAUUCAUUUAAUGUGAGGAAUAAUCUUGAGAGAGAAACAGAUGUACAAAGAAAUAGUAUUGUUAUCAUUGUUAUCAUGAUUUAUAGAUUAAACAUAAAACACUUAUUGUCAAUAUUGUAAUAUAACAUUUUAAUUUUUCACACCAUUAAAUUCCACUGAAGUUUACUUUCACUGUUA
Mytilus trossulus (common blue mussel) is the source of this 2252-nucleotide messenger RNA. RefSeq lists its product as uncharacterized. The record is from RefSeq and is a predicted model, not a curated record. Bases 126 to 1481 code for a protein of 451 amino acids. The transcript has 13 exons. NCBI's taxonomy places the organism in Eukaryota, Metazoa, Mollusca, Bivalvia, Mytilida, Mytilidae.